Messenger RNA from Schistosoma guineensis, 1911 nucleotides. The record is from the annotation of a GenBank genome assembly. NCBI's taxonomy places the organism in Eukaryota, Metazoa, Platyhelminthes, Trematoda, Strigeidida, Schistosomatidae.
AUGGAGAGAUUACAACAAUUAUUAAAACAGCAGUCAUUGACACAAACACCCUUUCAACAACAACAACAACAGAAACAAAUGCAGAAUCAGUUAUUCAAUUCACAAAGCUAUAUGAAUUCUACAAAUUCCCAUGAAAAACAUGUUAAUAACGAAGAUGAUGAUGAUGAUGAAUCAUUACAAGAAUUUUCAAAACCUAAUAAUAACCAAAGCCAUCAACAAAAACAAACUCAAUUACCACAACAGACACCGCCACCUAUAUACCAACAAAAUUUUUCACAACAAGAACAACAAUUAGAACAGUCAACCAAAUCAGAGUUUUCAUUUCGUCAUCAAUCACAAGCACAACAAUCUUCUCAAGCAUCAUCGCUACAACCAUCAAUGGAGCAACCGUCAACAUUGAUGUCUUUGGAAAAUACUCAACAACAGCAACAACAACAACCGACUGAUCAACCAUUCAACCGAAAAUUUCGUCAAUCUUGGCGUAAAACUCCAGAUAAUUUACCAACUAAAGAAUUGAAAAAAGCAACUAAAUUACUAGAUAAUGAUAUUAGUUUACAAGAUGACGAUUAUGAAGAAGAGAUGACAGAAGAUGAUAUAUUUAAAUUACAUGAAGAAUUAGAAAAUGCACGAGUACAAAAUAAUGAAAUGAAAACAGCAUUAAUUGAAGCUCGUACUAUUAUUGAUCAACAACAAAAUCAAUUAACGGAAUUUCGACGAUAUGCUGCACAAUAUCAAACUGAUGCUGAAGCAUUUAAAAUGAAAAGUAUGUUUUUACUAAAUAAUACACAAACACAUGAUGAACAAGUCAAUAUAUUAAUUAAUGCAUGUGAACGUUUAGAAGCGGAAGUUGAUGCACUCACUUGGCAAUUAGAUCGAACUAAACAAUCAUUAGAUUUAAAAACACAAGAAUGUAAUUUUCUUAACGAACAACUAGAUGAAAUACAAUUGAAUGGUAGUUAUCAUAGUCCUAAUUUAACAGUAGAUAAUAAUAAUCAUAAUCAUAAUCAUCAUACAAGUAGUAUAAGUAGAUUAGAUAAAUUAAAAACUGGUACUGAUCAAUGUAAUUCUAUAUUAAGUACAGAAUAUAAAUCAUUCACAGGUAAUAGUCAAUUAUUACAAAGGAAUACAAUGAUGUCAGAAUCAGAUAUAAAUAAUGAUAUAAAAAAACUUCAUGAUGAAAUUAUUAAUUAUGAAAAAAAAGAGAAACAAUGGGAAGAAACACAUGAAGAAUUAUUACAGAGACAAAAAUUAUUAGAAGAAGAGAAAAAACAACAAGAUUUAAUUAUUGCUCGAUUAGCUAAUGAACAAGUAGUUGGAAAAAACCUUAAUAAUUCACAGAAUGAUAACAAUCAACAUGAUGAAAUUCCAGCUGAAAUUAUAGCUAAAUUAAAUAAUUUACAUGAAGAAAAAACAACAUGGAGAUUGUAUGCAACAAGUUUAGUGCGUAGUUUUGUUGAAAAUUGUGAAGAAUUUAUACGUAAAACACCAUAUAAUGAACCAUAUUUUGAAAGUGAAACUGAACGUCGUUGGUAUACAUAUUCAAUGCAUUUAUUAGAAAAUUUAUUAAAUGUUGCACCAUAUCAAUUAUCUAAAACUGAUUUAAACCUAUUAAAACGUACUAAAAAUCCAAUAACAAAUCAUUCAAUGUUCCAACAAACAACAGAAUCGAAUAAUCCACCAGAAUUAUUGACUGCAUUAGAUUUUCCAUCACAAGUUCAAUUAAAUAAUUCAUAUGUAGGAGGAGGAGGAAGAAAUAUACAAUUCGAUGGAUUAGUACAACAACAACAAUCACAAAAUACAUUUACACAAGGAUAUGAUUCAUAUAAUCGUGAAUCAAAACAAUCAUAUCAACAACGUGCAGCUCGUGCAGCAUCGAAACCAUUGACAAAUUUCUAUCGUAAGAAGAAGUAA